This is a messenger RNA of Alternaria burnsii, 612 nucleotides long. RefSeq lists its product as uncharacterized. The record is from RefSeq and is a predicted model, not a curated record. NCBI's taxonomy places the organism in Eukaryota, Fungi, Ascomycota, Dothideomycetes, Pleosporales, Pleosporaceae. The transcript has a single exon. Bases 1 to 612 code for a protein of 203 amino acids.
AUGGAUAGCGGUACCCUAGUUUCAAGCGUGCAGUUCUGGAACGACCCAGGAGCCUCGAGCAAGAAACUUUCUCUAGUCGAUUUGACGACGAUGCGGGCGAGAGCAGGGCGUGGUUCGGGCUGCGACCGCACAAGCUUGACACGUCAAUUGCAGCCUGACUCGCGAUGCGACCAUCUUCAAGGCCAGCCUGAUGCGUCGUUUGCACCGGAUCAGACAGGGCAUAAGCCCCCAUCCGGUGGAGAUGCGAAGGGUGAGAAGCUUAACCCGACAGCGAGCCUCACUGACGUUGCCCUGCGGAACAGUGAGGCGCUGUGGGGUGGUAGUGGAGGUAAGGCAGGAGGGGGCGGUGGAUUGGAGCAUCACAAUGAGAGCGAUACCGGACAUGGGUGUCCUGACGAGGCUACUCAGUAUAUCGCAGAACGACCGAGGGGUAUGCCUCCAUCAGGGACGGAAGUGGCGCGUAGCCAGACUACAGUGAUCAACGCAGCGUAUCUGGGCCCGAGAGUUGCUGGCAAAACGUCGGUUGUGUACAACAAGCCGAUAGUCGUCGAUGUUGAGCUUCCCGUAUGGGGCUCUUUGGACGAGCCAAGUGAGGUAUACCCUCAGGGCUAA